GGACGGCCUGCAAUACCGACAUUACCGGGAUUCGACGGUUUAGAGGGCGCUAAUUGGCGCCAAACGUCGGGCACGAUCGCUGGCGCCACCGCGCGGACGUGGCGCCAAUUACGUUCAAUGCGCGCGCUUUUUGAAGUUACUGCAAAAAUUUUGGAGUAGAAAUACGGCGAGAAUAGAAUAAAAAAAUAUUACAAAUAUACAUGUAAGUGAACAUGUGAUUUUGAUAUGAUAUGAAAUGCAAAGGAAUUCGGAUUUAAAAUAUGUACUGUUGAAAACAGCCGAAUUAUCAGUAAAGUUUCUAAAUGAAUCCAGACAGCACGAAUUUUCAACAGCUGGGCAUAUCAUUAGGAUAUUCUUUGAACGUCUUUAGGAUAUCUCUUGGGAAUUUAUGCUGUAUGGGAAGCGUUGAUUCGUUUUAAUUAAUCCGCUUCGGAAAUUUACUUUCCAUCAUGAUUUUUUAGUUAUUCCAGACAGCAUAAAUUUGUAAAAGACGUCUUAAUGAUAUUUGAGAAAGUUUAGAUUUUUUUAAAUGAAAUACUGAAUAUACUACUCUUAAUCUUUUAGACGUUAUUUAAAAGUUUGCGCUGUCUAGAUCAUAUUUCGUUAUUCGUUUGUUAAAUAAAAUACUUCGGCGACAUCAAUCGAUUGCAUGCAACAAAAGAUAUUCAAGUAACGAGUACAUAUUUUUCGGCGUUUUCGCGUCACAGUUAAAUGCUGAAAAUUUUAUGUUGAGAACUUUUCGCUCGAAGUUUUAUGCAAAGAGACGAGUACUCGUUAACCAUGGAUCUACAUGACGUGCCUCCGAUGUGGUGGGAAGCGGAUUGCGUAAGAUACGGGAUCAGUUAUACACCCGUGAAAUCACGACUGACGACUGUGAUGGGUGACCACGUGGUGCGACUAACGGAUCGCGAGUACAUGACGCGACUCGCGAAGAAGUUACAGGAGGAUCACGAAGCGCGGCAGAAAGCUCGCAUCGAGCGGAUGAAAUUGAAGCAGACUUCGAUCGUGCCGGAAUUGAGCGCCUUGCCCGAAUCGUUACUGCGAGAAAUGCCUCAAUUACGACGACGACGACGACGGCUACAGGGCUGGUGCGCACCGAAACUUCACGUGGAGGCAGCCAAAAUGUGCAAGCAACUGCCGGAGCUUUUGCUGGCGGACGAUUCGCAGCUCGAGGCGAAUCUUGUGGACGCGGAAUAGUUCCCAUUCAAACUCCUCUUCUUUCUUUUGACACAAGAUUGAGUACAAACGUGUAAAAAUAUAAAAUCUCGGCGCAGUUCCGAAAAGUCUAAUGUCAAACAUAUUCUUGUAAUAAAUAAUAAAUCAACAGUAGAUUUGUACGUCACACAAGUGUUCUUAGCCUAAUAUUAAAUAAAAACAAAUG
Molecule: messenger RNA, 1381 nt
Organism: Odontomachus brunneus
Lineage: Eukaryota; Metazoa; Arthropoda; Insecta; Hymenoptera; Formicidae
Exons: 2
Coding region: 754-1197 (147 amino acids)
Source: RefSeq, a predicted model, not a curated record